CGACGCCAUUUUCAUAUUUGUUCUUUCUUAGGAACACGUCAAAAGUUUCAUUUCGAUCUGUUAAUUUAUUCAUUGUUUAACCGCCCUUUAUAUCUAACGUGCUGUGCCUUUCUUCAGGUAUGGAUAAAAUUGAGCAACGUGCAGUUAUCAAAUUCUUUGUAAAGAAAGGUUUAAAGGCAAUGGAAAUUCACACCGAAAUGGCGAAUAUGUUGGGGAAAUCUGCUCCUUCAAAAACAAUGGUUUGCAAGUGGGCUAGUUUAUUCAAAAGUGGUCGUACCAGCCUUGAAGACGAUCCGCGAGAGGGACGUCCAAAAACUGCAUCAACACCGGAAAUCAUCGGAAAAAUACAAGAUAUCGUAUUGGAAGACCGUCGAUUGACUGAAAGAGAUUUAACAGAGGCUUUAGGCAUUUCAUUGGGCACAGUGACCAAUAUUUUGAGUGUUAAUUUGGGUUUCAAAAAACUCUGUGCAAAAUGGGCGCCGCAUUCUCUAACGAUGGAGCAAAAACACAUUCGGAUGCGACUUUGCCAGCAACAUUUGGAGCUUUUUAAGAAGAAUAAAAGCGACUUUCACAGCAUCGGUUGCUGA
This is a messenger RNA of Stegodyphus dumicola, 587 nucleotides long. RefSeq lists its product as uncharacterized. The record is from RefSeq and is a predicted model, not a curated record. Lineage: Eukaryota; Metazoa; Arthropoda; Arachnida; Araneae; Eresidae.